Messenger RNA from Melanaphis sacchari, 1395 nucleotides. RefSeq names its product protein cereblon-like. Bases 1 to 1395 code for a protein of 464 amino acids. The transcript has 11 exons. Lineage: Eukaryota; Metazoa; Arthropoda; Insecta; Hemiptera; Aphididae. The record is from RefSeq and is a predicted model, not a curated record.
AUGUCGGUGGAAAUGCGUGAACAAAUACGAGUUUUGGUUGCUACUGAGUUGUAUUCCCUUGUUGGAUGGAGUACAGAAGUGAGAACAAGUUCAGAAGAAAAUGAAUCUCAUCCAGAACCUAUUUCACUUUUAAGAAGGAAUGUUAUUUCCACAGAACUUCAAAUAAAUACAUACUACAACCAAAGUCCACAAGUACUCUAUCAGUAUUUAGGAAAUGAUCUCCAUAAACUUGCUGGAUCCAUAAAUUAUAAAUCAGGUGUUGUUGUUAAUACAGUACCACUUGCUUUUAUGAAAUUGAAUUUGAUGCCUGGAGAAAUUGCGCCAAUUAUAGCUAAUUCUUCAGAUAUCAAAUUUAUAUUGCAAUAUGCCAACCACCGUAAUCGUCCAUUUGGAAUUUGCCACAAAAUUAAUGAAAAUAUGCGUACAUAUGGUGUACUAGCUAUGAUUUAUGACCAUUCUUUAGCCAAGGAAUCUACUGAACUGGACUCAUAUGAACUUAAAAUUAGAGGCUUACAGCUAUUUGAAAUUUUACAUGUCAAAUCAUUUCCUGAUAAUGAUAAUCAAACACUUGCUUUGGCUCGAAUCAAAAUCAUACCAAAUUUUAUAAUAAAUCAUCCAUAUAAUGAACUGUGCUUACGUCCAAAGAAACAUAAUUUGAGUCGUAGUGAAUUAUUUCGUAAUAAAAACAUAUGGCAAAAUCAGUGGCCAUCUUGGGUUUAUAAGCAAUUUGAUGUACAUGAAUUGGCAUCUCGCAUUUUCAAAAAAAUUAAGAUAUUAUAUAAGGAUAUAAAAUUCUCAAAUAUUCCAAGUGUAUUAUCAUUUCAAGUGACAAAACUUGGUAUAUUCACUCAUGAAGAAGUAAACGAAUUGCUUGGUAUUGAGUCAACCAACCUACGACUUCAAUAUGGACUACAAUAUUUUAAUAAAAAUCAAUCAAUGCAAAAAUUAAAGUGUACUGGACUAAAUUGUGAUAUUCCAAUUACCAAUAUGAGUUAUGUGCUUCCAAUAUCUCCUGAAGGACUAGAGGAUAGUUAUUUCGGUUCUUGGGGAGAAUUUCAUGCCAUGGUUACAGUAACUGACUUAGAAAAUGGUUUAAACGUGAUAACAGUUAAAAAUUUAUCAGAAUACUUCCCUGGGUAUAAUAGUGCUAUAAUUUUUUGCCCAAACUGUACUGGCUAUCUAGGCUGGAGUUUUUCAAUUGAUGAUAAUUCAUCAUCAUUGCCAAAAUCAUUCUACGGAUUAGCUAUACAGGCCAUAACAAGUAUAAAUGAAUACAUAUUGCCCUUAGCUUCCUCAUAUGAUGUAACACCACUAGAGGAAAACAGUGAUGCAGAAAUAAUAUUCGAUGCCAUCAAUGAUACAGACAUCUUGAUGCCGCAUGCCAGUAUACAAUAA